This is a messenger RNA of Porites evermanni, 20123 nucleotides long. Lineage: Eukaryota; Metazoa; Cnidaria; Anthozoa; Scleractinia; Poritidae. The record is from the annotation of a GenBank genome assembly.
AUGUUAUUACUUGAUUUAUUAGAAAAAUACAGUGGAUAUAAGCACAAAAGGCGAACGAGCCAAUCAGAGAGCUCCUUCUCACAAGACCCAUUCUUCCAGACGAUUGCCUUGUUUCGCUUCAUUUUAAUCGCGAAAUUGGUAAGAUUAGUGGCUUGUGAAGGCGAUCAUGCGAUGAGAGCUGUUGUUAGUUGUUAUAAGUACCAUCUUGACCUCAAGCGCGACACAAGUAUACUAGAAGUGUUUGUCCGAGUAUCUACAAUCAAAGCUACUUGAAAAGUGCUAACAAGUCGGCGGGCGGAGAAGUGGACCCGCUUGUUCGACGUGUUCAGGUACAAUCUUCAAGCGCCCUCCUUAGAUUGACAGAUACAAGCCAUUAAGCAAUCACACGAGUCUGUACAUCUCAGAGCUUUUCACCGAGACGUUUUUUUUGGAGACGCGUUUGGACAAGCGGCAAACAAAAAAACGAUGAUUGCACGCGUCUGCCUUCUGUCUUUUGUCUCCUUAAUCGUUCUCGCUGCGAUCGACGGGCAAAGAAGAACGAGGUGGGUAUGAGUAUUGUUUGUCGUUUGUUUCAAUGUGUGAAACUUUCACCAUGAAGCGAGAAGUGGUCGUUGAAAAUUGAUGCUUCGAUGGCGCGUGUCGUCCAAGAGCUUGCAUAUAUGCGCUUUCAGUCGACCUGCGCGUGCAACGAACAUAAUUCACUACACACAGUCUAAACAUUCGGCACCUGGAGUUAAAAGUUGUAUCUUUAUCUCUGCAGGCAAACAAACGAGGACGCCAAUAGGUUUUGCUCGUGGCUCAAGGGUAACAAACUGAGAAACUGUCUAUCUCACCCGUUGUUAGGGCUGAGCGCUCGGGAAGGUGUCGAGGAAGCCCUAAAGGAGUGUAGAAGUCAUUUUACUGAUCGUCGAUGGAAUUGCUCGGGGCUCACCAUCGCUGAUGUUUUUCAAAACGAAAGAAUGCUCAAGGCUGGUGAGUAGCGAAUUCACCUACACAUGAUGUAAGGUUAAUUUCCUUUUCUUCAUUCAACACACAUCUCGAGACAAACCCUCCCUCCCUCCUUCGUUUUCCGCUCUGCGACCUACCGCUGUUGUAUAAGGUUAUCAUGAAUUUUGUGAGCUCAGAUUUUCCUUUUACCCUUAAUUUAAGCCUAUGACAGAAAUUAUUCACGCGGCUUUCCUUCAAGGAGGCUUUGAAAGUUAUUUGCUUCGGGUAGUAUGUGAUUCUAUCGCAGCGGCACCAACUGGAAGGCACAUGUGUUUUUCCCUUUACGCGGAGAACAAUGUAAGGAAAUAUUUUGUUUCAGAAAUCCGCUUUAAUUCCCCUUCAUAGAAUUGUAACUGGCCGUGUCUUUCAUGUCAAAUUCUAGUCUGGAAUAGCUAUAACAGAAACUAAAGUUACGUUGCGUGGCAUUGCCAUCUUACCCUCAGGCGCUCAACUGGGACUCGCGUUCCUUGACGCAGAUCUCUCAGUGUGAACAUUUUUGAACCGUAGGUAGCCCUUUGAGCAGUUUUAUCGGCUUUAUUCAGUUUUCAGAAAGCCCAGCACGCGCUUCGAGACCUCUGAGUUGCAAGUUAACCUUUCAACAACAAAUUUUGUGCCGGCGACUUGUUGACGCAGAUCUUUUGCUUACUGCUGAAAGAUCGUGUCUCAGGGUUUUUUUUUUAGCCUUCGGUGCUCACCCUUGCCUAGUCACAACGUUGUUACAAGCUUAAAACGAGUCUAACGGACUUAGAAAUGUCUCGAAAAUUUGCAUCAUGCCAAAGGUUUAUCCGAUAGUCAAACACGUCUAUUUUUGACACUAGCUUUCGUUUCAACCCGUUGUCUUGGGUAUAGUUUUCGCGCAAUUUCGCGCAGAAAAUUGCUUCUUCAAAACGCAUACCUAGGAUAGAUUUGGCUCUCUUUGUUGUCAGCAUAAACGAAGUUCAUUCCUGGAUUUGGCGGUCUUUGCUAGAUAAAUAUGACUUAAGACAUGACCACUGUUUUCUUUGAAAGUUACACCAAGGUUUUUACAAGGCCACCACGAGAAAACGCGUUUUUGAUGACUUCCUAUAUGAUAAACGGCUGUUGGAAUUGUAAGCGCUGAGUAAGUCUCGUAUAGAAGACUCGUGCGCCAUCGUUUCCCUGUUAACCACCUUAUCUUGGCUGGCACAGACGUUGAAAUAUGUAUUUGAAUGUGUACACAGUGUAGAUAACUUAAUGCUACUCGUGGUUUGCUGUGACAAGAAGUGUCAGUAUGUUUGCAGCGUUCGUUGUAUCGCUAAUCCUUGGGAUCGUUUCAAGCUCCCUAUCAUAAUGGCUUUCUUUCAUUAGAGUAAUCGAAUAUCAGCGUAACUCUAGCUUUUUAAUUUUCCGGUCCUUUCAACAAUUAGCAAUGAAAAAGGCGAAGAAAUUUUCAAAACAAACAUAUUAGAAGUGAAAAACACAAUAGUCGAAGCACACUCUCUUUCACUUGCACCCAUUCGUGGACGCGCCUUCGCGACAUUCGCGCGAGUGGAAGAAAAUUAAUUUCCGUUUUACUAUAAUCGGUCAUUAUGAGAGGUCCUUGAGUCGUGUUUAAAGCGAAUACCCACACGAACGUAGGCAUUCUUUUCGUAGGAAAGGAUUAGAUAGCGGAAUGACCCAAAAAGUUAGUCAUCAUGUGCGUCACUUUGUUCCUCGUUUCCUGUGCAGUGUGGAAUUCACCACAACAAAAACUUAAUUGACACCAUACAAAUUAGUCUGACUGGCUUUUGCCUUUGUAAACAUCCUAACACGAAAUUCGUUUCCUUUUGAGCUUUUCAUGAAGAAAUUAGGAGCCAGCAUGUCUAUUGUUUUCAUCAGAUUGGAGCGUUGUUAUCGUGAAUCGCAGCAAGAUUUUGGACAUGAUGUUUCGCUCCGUCAAUACAACUAGAACACUUAAUCUUUUGCCACCCCAAAAAUGAUCGAUCAACCUUUUUACCUCUUGGGUCAACACACUUCUGACAGCCUUUUCUAAAAGGAGCACCAUAAUCCUGAAAGAGAUUUAUUCCCGCAAACUUAUCAUUAAUCUAUUGACAAAUAAUUGCUUUCCUUUCGCUAUUAUAGUCUUUAUAACCCUCCAGGCAAUUAGCUCGGCUCUUUUCAUUGUCUUUGUCCCUGUAUGAAAUUGUCGUUCUCGAAAAUUACCCAACGAGAAAAUGGGAAAUAAAAAACAAGACAAAACUACAGGCGGCAAUUAUAAAGAAAGAGCGUAAUUGAAGGUCGUUAAAGCUAUCACAACUUCAAACAACGUUUUGUAAUUUUCCUUUAAACAUUUACCCAACGAGAAAAUGGGAAAUAAAAAACAAGACAAAACUACAGGCGGCAAUUAUAAAGAAAGAGCGUAAUUGAAGGUCGUUAAAGCUAUCACAACUUCAAACAACGUUUUGUAAUUUUCCUUUAAACAAUGCUUUGUCAGAACGGGACAUUUGGCGUUUGCCUUUCGUUGUUUUGGAAGUAUAAGAUUUGAAUUCUUUAGUCUUCCUGCAAUAAAAGCCUUGACGUGAUCUCUACCAAAACAACCUGAGGGAAGCAUUUUUGUACUUAUCUAAACAUUUUAAAUCUUUAAGGUGCUGAUUGCACCGUGUGUUUGUUCAAAAAUCGGAAAAUGGUUAUUUUGUUUGUUCAAUGUACUUGGUACUGAGGUAAACCACUGGAUGGGAAGUAUACAGUUAUUCCAUCUAUCAGUUUUCGUGCCUACAUGUGUUCUUUUCCAUAGAGAAAUUCGUUCCCUAUAGAAGUAAACAUCUUUCUCCUCUCCCUUCAAAAUCAAUGCAAUUUCAAGCAAAUAUCAAGAGCGAAAACAAUUCAGUUAAUGGUCAGAUGUCACUCUAGUCAGAGAGAAAUUUCUCAAAACUUAAAUGUGAAAAUAAAUAUGCCAUUCAAUAAAGAAAGUCCAUUACAUGCGCGGUUUAUGUUUCAAACCACCUAUUGGUCGCUUGCCUCUUUAUGGUAAAUCAAGACGUCAUUUUCAGAUUAGAUCCUACUGUGUAUAAGGGUAGUGAUAAUACGAUACAUUUAGAUACAAAUGCAAUGGAAUCAAAGGAAAUAGCAAAUGACGUUCCUUGGGCUUAACAACAGCCACGAAAAAAAAGUAAACGAGCUCAUCAUCACGUUGGGGCGUUUAACCUUUCGCUUCCUUGAUGAACGUAAAGUCAUGAAAUCUUUCAUUGACCUUCGACUCUGUAGAGUGAGGAGAUCCAACGGAGAAUGCUUGUUUUUGUAGUUUUACAUGGUGCUGUUAGGCUAGCCAUACAGAUGGUUCUAACAUUUAGGUGUGUGGUUAAAACCCUACUUUGUGAUCCCUUGAACGAAAGCUCAUGAAGGGUACUUUCCCUUGGUUGUUUAUCUUUGACUUUCUGCUGGAUAGUUUUAAUGGUUUUUAGACUGUGGAUUGAAUUUUCGGAGCGUGCAUGCAAGUGAAAACUUUAUCAGCAAUACCUUCAUGUGGAACAGACAGUAGUUGGAACCGUUGAGUCUGUAGAGUCACUCACUCACACGCGCCUCCUCUUCAUGUCCAUCGAGUCAUAAGGCCUCUGCUAGUGUCCUGUUUUUCUUUGCCAAAGAUUUAAGCAGCACAUGGCUUUUUACAAAACAGGGCUGUUAUAACCCUGCUCUACCUAAUCUGGCCCUAUCCAGUGGACCACCCCGGCCGCCGCCCUUGUUGAAUGUACCAGGAAUGUAACGAGCUCCCGCCGAUGAAGUUCGAGGGUAUAAAGAUACGCCAGGCUUCCAGCCACUUCAAGGCACAGUAGCAAUGAGAGAGUCUAUAGGGUGCAACUAUUCAAAUGAAAACCACUAUGAAACUUAUCAUUAGCUAUAUUUCCUUGUGUCCUUUGGCUUAUUAACAGCUGUAUUAAGCUGCACAAGGAGGUUCUCACUGUUGAAUCUGUGGAUAAAGUCCUAAAGUGUGAUCGUUCCAAACAUGAAACCUACUGAAUUGUUCUCUCCUGUUGUGCUAUUUAUCAUGUUCUUUAACAAUUGUGAAGUUACGGAUAGUAUGCUAAAAUGACUUGUGAUUCUUCACUAUUUCACGAAAUUGAGCACGAACAAAUUUAAAGUUAAUAUACCUGUUGUUUUUUCUUCAUUACUGAUGCAUGGCUUCAAGACCCAAGAUAACCACUAGAAUUCAUAAGAUUUUGCCCUCCAGCUAUGCGGGCUCCCCUUUGUACGUUAUCUGUCCUCCAUUCUUUAACAAAAUUAAUUUUUUUUAUUUUACUGAGCAGAGGAUUAAGAUUGUUGCAUCAUAGCUAAAUUUGUCUGUUGUAUCUUUUAUGAUUUCCGGUCUGGUAUUCAACGUACUUUGACGUCAGUGCUUACGUUAUUUUAAUUCAUUAACGACGAUUAUGUCUCACAGUAACAGGUUAAUUUCUAGCCAUUUUCUAAAGUUGUGAUUAAGUUCGUUCCUGAUCAAAUGUGACAUGUUUUAGCACUUGAAAGCCGAGGAUUGUAAACUGAUAUAAAGACCAUUAAUUCUGGCUUAAUUUGUUCAUUGUUCGCCUGUUUUUUGCACGCGUGAGUACGAAACAAAGAGGCCCGCGUUUUACUCUUGCGACUUGUAGACGCCGCCCAUUUUUUUCUCUUUAAAGAAGACAAAUAUAAGCAGAUGCAAAGACCUUUACGUAGCCACAAAAAUAUUUUCUAACUACGACAUCAAACGAUGUAAAUAGCCUUAUUGGAAAGGGCCUGACAAUUAAGAACCAUAUUUAUUUUUAUUUUAAUGAUAAAGUUACUCCGCAGCAAAGAACCGCUCAGCACCUUCAAUCAGUAAGGAUUUGAUUUACCACUAAAGUGGAAACACAUUUUCCAACAUAAGGGCAGUGCGACAGGAAAGUACGGCUCCCAAGUAGCUUUUAUGUUUUCCAUUUCCAAACUUGAACCUCCUUCUACAACAUAAUUAACAAAACCACAGAAAAAUACCACCACACAGCCACUUCCAUUUGAAUGAUCACUGAAAAUUUAAGGCUUAGUUGAUCACCUCGCCUAUGAGUAUGUUUACGUCACACUUAAGAUGCCACUCGAACACCGCAGCGAUGGAACAUCGACAUUACAAAGACUUUAUCGCACAUCACGAAAUUAGAACCUCACUUUUUAAUAACAAAACGUUUUUAAGAAUGCGGAACAUCCUGUGCUGGUUUAUAGAGGUGUAUCAUUGACGUUUUUCCUUUAUUGUGAAGAUAAUGAAAUUCUGGAAGAGGAAAGGUGCCAGAAUUUUCACUAUUUACGGUCUAGACAUGUAGGAAUAAAAAAAGCAUCAUUGGCUUAACAUAGUGUUCCAAGAUAAUUGAUUGUUUUUUAAACUUUUCUAGGUGUGUGGAAUCAGAAAGUAAAAUUUAAGAGUUUACCACAAUCAUUUUCCGACUGGCCUUCAUAGAAAUAUAAUAAGAAUGUUGGUCUUCGGGCAAAAUUUUUUUGAUCAUUUAUUUUGAAACGAGUAGUGCAAAAAAUUCUGAAGAGGUUACAUCUGAAAAAUAUGUUGUGGCUUAAAAGCGAAGUUUUCUUAGCUCAUUGUCUGAAAGGGCAAAAAUCUGCGGACUAUUUUCAUUCCUUAGUGAAAGGGGGUGAAUUCAACCCAGAAUCGGAAAAUGACCCAAACAUCCUCAACUUAUUCCUUCAUUUCAUGUGAAGGUAAAUGCUCUAGUGGAAAUGCAUAAUUGUCAUCAGCUCGUGCUACAUCCUGAUAUUCGUUCAGUUGGCAAAGCUGUCUAAAAUUAGUCAAUGGAGUGAAUGAACGUUUUCCAUUGGAUAGCACUUUCCACGUUUUGAGCAAGCCGAAUAUUUAUUGAGAUUGUUGCACUUUUUUUUUUCGGAGGUAAAAAAUUUCUUAAAGAAAUUACGCUCAUUAUUUUUCUUAGACAAGGUCAGGCGAAAUCGCCAGAACUGUCUCUCGCCUAAUUGUAAAGACGCCUGUAUUACCUGUAAUGUUACAGUGAAUGGCGUUCACAUAAAAAAAGAUGUGAACGUGAUUAAUUUAAGCAGACAAGACGGAGACAAACAAUAGCAUCAUGAGCAUGAUAACAGAUUGUUUUCAUUAAGUUGAAAUUGAUUGCAUCUUAUCUUCUGUGUCGUUUACGAUGUUAAUCCUGCUUGUAAGGGACGAGAGAAGACGUGAAAGAAAAAGAGUUGAAAUUUGCGUUCCUUAAAUAGGUUACCACGCAAAAGGCGUACGAGGUAUUUAAAAAUGGCCAUCGCAUCAACCUGAUAGGCUGCUAGACGUGUUCCUCCCCAUUCUGAAAUUAUGAAGUGCUCAAAGAAGGGGUCAAUAUUUCACGAUUCUGAUCAUAGUCUCGAGGUAGUGUGUCACUAUGCCAUGCUAUGCCGCUCUGAUUACCAAUUUCCCGCCAUUUGGCUUGAUCUUUGCGCGCUCAAGCUGCCACGUUCCCGCCAUUACUUUGAGGCAACAAGUUGCGUUGAUUUUCAAACCAUUUUGUCCCACUGGUGGCUAGAUAGAAGCGAGGUGAAAGACCGAAAAAAAACCCGAAGCCAUUUCCAGCGAACGGAGCGUAUAUGUUGUACAGAAGUUCAAUUUUAUCCUUGGUUUAAAUUUCAUUUUCCCUUGUGCUUGGGUAUGGUAAUGUAUGAUAAUGAGGUUAAAACGGAGGAAAAUAAAAUUUAAACCAAGGAUAAAAUUGAGUCACAGCAUAUACAUAUACUGUAAAUUUGCCUCUUCUUUCUCUCCUUCAGAUAACAGGGAGAGCUCAUACCUACAAGCCGUUUCUUCAGCUGGGGUGGCUCAUCAAAUAACAAGGGACUGUAGUAAAGGAACCAGAGACGAGUGCGGCUGCGACAAUCGCCCCCAGGGAAGGGGGACAGCCCCGGGAGAAUUAAGCUGGGAGUGGGGAGGCUGCUCUGAUGACUUCCGUUAUGGCAUUCAGUUCUCCAAAAAUUUCAUGGACCCGAGCAGGAGUUCGGAGAAAAGUUUAUCAUAUUACGUGAGACGCCAUAAUAACGAUGCCGGAAGGAGGGUACGUUUUGUAAUAUGCUUUUUUUAGUUUGAAUCUAAAGGGGCUCUGAGGACACGAGGACAUUGCUGUUUUAGGUUAAUUAUGUUCUAAAGUCGUUCCUCAUUGCCUUUACACAUACGUUAACUACUACUGAAGACUAGUGAAGGAGAUAUUAAACAGAUUUCAUCGGAGAGUACUAACUAUAAUACUUUAUUUGGUGAUUUUUGCAACGCAUUAAAAAUUGAAAAGAUUGGCCCAAAUUUCCAUCCAUGUCCAUCCUUGCCAUCUAUUGCAACAGACGAUAGGAAACAGUGUCAAUGCUUAACAAUAUUGUAGCCUUGAAUAACAAAACCGGACCGUUAUUUUUGGAAUUAAAUUGGUGCAAAGACACGUUUUAGCUUUUUGAAAAGAUAGAAAAGCAGCGUGAAAUAGCCCCUUUUAGCUCCGUUGCAGCUGUGUGAGUCAUCUCGGAAAUUCUGCUCAAUCGGAGCAUGUGUUCUCCCGUUCAGCAACCUUUACCUGCAUGCGUUAAGCUCCUGCCCCCGAAUGAAAACAGCGUGUACGUUUCGGUUUCUACACGUGCUCGGAAUUUCAGGUGACCAACGCACAUAGGAAAGGUGUUCUUCACUCAGGUUCUCUCAAAUAUAUAACGUCAAAUUGUUUUUCUUAGUAGACAAGACUAAAUGCAAAGUUUGUACUUAAAGGAUUUACCACCAUUGAAUCUGGAUAUUCAGAGAGUUUUAGUUUUCGUCUAGGCUUCGAACAACUGAACACUUUCACUCAGGAAAUAGCAAAAUUCCAGUCUUGAAUACUUUUUAGUGUCAGCCAAAGCUGCCAAUAUUUAAAGCUGAUACGAAUUUUAUCACAUACGGUAGCAUGUCAUGAGGAUGUUUUAAAAUUUUAUUGCUGAGCAUUUCCCCUCCGGCGGCAAAGAUAAACGCACACGAAAUCGGCCCGUUUGACCCUUGCGGUAACAGACGGUACCCACUAAUGUUAACUGCUUCCCGCUCUCACUAAUUCCUUAGUUUUAGAACUCACGGACAGUUAUGAAUCUGGGUUUAACUAGUAAAGCUGUUAAGAGGCUAAUAUUUUGGUUGAUCAGACCCAUGGAUUUCAAGUCCCUGGAUCCGAAAUUCAAAGAUACAUUAUGACCGUGACGGUUCUUGUAGGUCAAGAUUUUGAGACUGCGAUAUCUCGACGGAGAACUUAUUUCUCAGAAUGAAGUAUUAUUUUUUUCGACUUUAAGCGCAUUUACAGGUAAAAACAUUACCUACCAAGAUUCUAAUACUCUAACGAUAUAAUCCGCAAAAGGCAUAACCCAUCAGAGCAGACUGGAUAUAUCAUGUGAUAUAUCGGAGAUAUGGAAAAUUUGGGGCGAAAAUCAGUGUUGAGUGGAUUAGUUCUAUCAAACACUCCCCUUGCCUUUUGUAUAUGAACCAUUUCCUCCCGGAAGUGGCCAAAGUCAAAAUCUGCAAAUUUCAUUUUGUGGAAAGCUGAAAAACAAAUAGAAUCAUAUGAAACUACUGCCAAAGAGGUCUCAUUUGAAUGGUAACACCGUAGUAUUUCGUCCACCGACUCAAAAGUUAGAACUACAGACUAAAUAAAUAGUACCAUGUGAAAGUACGGCUGAAAAGGUCUCAUUUGAAUGGUAACACCGUAGUAUUUCGUCCACCGACUCAAAAGUUAGAACUACAGACGAAAUAAAUAGUACCAUGUGAAAGUACUGCUGAAGAGGUCUGAAUGGUAACACCAUAGUAUUUCGUCCAUAGACUUAAAAGUUAGAACUAAAAACUAAAUGAAUAGUCCCAUGUGAAAGUACUGCUGAAAAGGUCUCAUUUCAAUGGUCACAACGAAGGAUUUUCGUCUUCAAACUCCAAUGUUAGAACCACCUUACAAGACACCAUCAUUUACAUGAGUCAAGAGUUAACCAUUCCUAAAUAUGGGGUAAGGAGUGUUGCAGUUUAGAAAAGGUAGGGAAAUCACCACAAGAGUAUACAAUGCUCAGAGCGGCAAACUGUGAUUAGCAGGCAAAUAUUUUCUACCGGCUUAUUGUGACACAUCUGUGACCUCUUGGGUAUGUGCGAGGGAAUCACCACAGGCGUUAAAAUCCGGAUUUUAAGGCAUUUGAGGUUACUCCUCAAGUGUUAAGUGCUUUAAAACGUGUUUCUUGCUCUCGAUUCCUGGGCGUUUUCUUUAAACAGGACGUGGAUUUGUCUAUGUGGCCACGACUUCUAGUUCUAUUUGCUACGCAAAGUAUUUCCGUGUUUUCUCGUCUAGUGUUAAGUUAUUGCCGCUUUUGCUCAGUAAAAGCCUGAGUCGACUCGUGACCACUCGCGAAUGUGGCUGAGGUUCCGAUCUACCACGAAGUCUAUAGCGAAAAAUAGAAACAAUACCUUUGUACUUGCCGAAAGUGUCCAGUUUGUGGUUUGUCGCUUUUUACUGCUGUUGAUAUUGAGUUGACGUCUUGCAUGCCUCUGGCAUCAUUAUCCUUCACGAACUGCUUCGCUUUUUGUUUUUCAUGGCUAGAAAUUUUGGCCUAUCAUCUUGAAGCCCGAUGCUGAUCGAAUAGUGGACAGAUUUCACGAGAAAAUCUUCCCCAAUCUAUUCAUUAAGUUUCACGAACGUGCUCGCUAAAUCCACAUUUGUCAUUUACUUCCUCUGCCUAAUUCAUUCCCUUUUUUAGGGCAUAGUCUAAAACCUGGAUUGGACUCAGGACUGUGUAUUUGUAUUUUAAACCAAACUUGAAUUGGUUUUGAGUACGAGAAAUGCUUUGAUUUCCUGACAAAUAAGCUUCCACAAAACCUCUUUAAACAAAAUUAGUUUUUGGCAUACAAAUUGUUUGCUUAGCCUUCUGGACAUUUAAUCGCAUUCUGUCCCAUAAAGCCUUCCUUUAUAAAUCUUUUAAUUAAAACCGUACCAUGUCUGUCAAUUAAUCUCAAAUAAUCUUCUUACAGCUAUAAUAGAAAAAAGAUGACAAACCAUCUUGGGUAAUUCGGCUUGAUAUAAAAAGCCUGAAAAAGUCCAUCAUGAUGAAACUGCGAUGACUAGGCUUGACAAAAUAACGUNUCAUCUUGAAGCCCGAUGCUGAUCGAAUACUGGACAGAUUUCACGAGAAAAUCUUCCCCAAUCUAUUCAUUAAGUUUCGCGAACGUGCUCGCUAAAUCCACAUUUGUCAUUUACUUCCUCUGCCUAAUUCAUUCCCUUUUUUAGGGCAUAGUCUAAAAGCUGGAUUGGACUCAGGACUGUGUAUUUGUAUUUUAAACCAAACUUGAAUUGGUUUUGAGUACGAGAAAUGCUUUGAUUUCCUGACAAAUAAGCUUCCACAAAACCUCUUUAAACAAAAUUAGUUUUUGGCAUACAAAUUGUUUGCUUAGCCUUCUGGACAUUUAAUCGCAUUCUGUCCCAUAACGCCUUCCUUUAUAAAUCUUUUAAUUAAAACCGUACCAUGUCUGUCAAUUAAUCUCAAAUAAUCUUCUUACAGCUAUAAUAGAAAAAAGAUGACAAACCAUCUUGGGUAAUUCGGCUUGAUAUAAAAAGCCUGAAAAAGUCCAUCAUGAUGAAACUGCGAUGACUAGGCUUGACAAAAUAACGUUUUGUGGUUCAUUUUUGUUCGCGGGUCAGUUUAUAUUUUUUUUCCCUUUUUUUGUGUAGGGUCCCCAAUGGGAUUUUUCAAUCUCGUUAUCCUAACUUAAAAUGUCGCAUCGAAUCCCGUAAUCCCGAUUGUCAUAUUCGGCAUCCCGCAUCCCGUGCGUACUUUCAAUUCCAAAUCUCUUCCCCAUUUUCCUUUAAAAUUCCAAAUCCCAGCCUUCUAUUGAGGAAAAUCUCCGGCAUCUCGACAAAUUUAUUGGGGACCCUUUAUAUGGUAAUGUGUGAUGAUGAUAUAGAGGAGCUAAGUGGCGGUUUUCGUUGAUUACGAGCUGUUAAUCUUAAACCACUGGUAAGUAUUUUAUUUUCAGUCAAGGAAAGUAAAAACAUAGCCUGCGAAAACAUCGGUUUCUCCUCUCUCCUCGCCGCUAGGGACGGUUUGCGAGGAGGAACGCCAAACGUCCUCAGCGGCGGAGAGCGAGGAGAAACGGAUGUUUUUGCAGGCUAGUAAAAACACCACAACAUAUUCAUACAAGAAGAUUUCGUACAGAGUUAACGAAACCCUCCAAUAAACGCAAUUCAAACCGUUUAUUUCUAGUAAUUGUGAACUUUUGUUGUAUAUUUCAGGAAGGCUUUUAGCGAUUGGAAUCAAUGAAAUGAACGAAAGAAAUUGCCAAACAAUAAUAUAAACUUAAGAUAAAGUUUUUCAACAAGGUGUUGAGAUCUUUCCUGUAACAAGAGUUGUUAGUUCUUGCUCAUAAUCCUGGCUGAUUUUGAUCUUAAGUACUCCAUAUUAACGAUAAAAACUUUCCUAUUAUCAUUCAUUGGUGUAAAAAUGUCGUAAUGCGAUAAUUUUCAAUGAAUGUUAUUAUUACAGGAAACCGGCUAGAAACCGGCGUGAAGGACUUCUGAAACUAUACUGUGCAAUACCCUUUUUAAAUUCCUCGAAAGAUUUUUGAGGUUAUCUGAAGGCAACAUUUGUAGAAAUAUCGUAGCUUAACAGUGAUUCGUAAUCACGUGUUGAUUGGGGCGAAUGAAAGUGUGUUCCAAACUGAUUCUCGUUUCCUAGGGAAAGGGAAAAUACGCCACUUUCCAUUGCGUAAUAUAAGAUGUUUAGCGUAACCCCUUUCCCCCCCCCCCCCCAAAAAAAACACUUAUGGCCACAAAACAUUUUUUUUCCUUUUUUUUGGGGGCACCUCAUAUCCACAGGCGACAACCACAAUAUAUUUAUUAUAAAAUUCUCAAAUAAUCUUCUUACAGCUAUAAUAGAAAAAAGAUGACAAACCAUCUUGGGUAAUUCGGCUUGAUAUAAAAAGCCUGAAAAAGUCCAUCAUGAUGAAACUGCGAUGACUAGGCUUGACAAAAUAACGUGUUGUGGUUCAUUUUUGUUCGCGGGUCAGUUUAUAUUUUCCCUUUUUUGUGUAGGGUCCCCAAUAGGCUUUUUCAAUCCCGUUAUCCUGACUUAAAAUGUCGCACCGAAUCCCGUAACCCCGAUUGUAAUAUUCGGCAUCCCGCAUCCCGUGCGUACUUUCAAUUCCAAAUCUCUCUCCCAUUUUCCUUAAAAAUUCCAAAUCCCGGCCUUCUAAUGAGGAAAAUCUCAGGCAUCUCGAAAAAUUUAUUGGGGACCCUUUAUAUGGUUAUGUGUGAUGACGAUGAUAUAGAGGGGCUAAGUGGCGGUUUUCUUUGAUUACGAGCUGUUAAUCUUAAACCACUGGUAAGUCUUUUAUUUUCAGUCAAGGAAAGUAAAAACAUAGCCUGCGAAAACAUCGGUUUCUGCUCUCUCCUCGCCGCUGGGGACGGUUUGCGAGGAGAAACGCCAAACGUCCUCAGCGGCGGAGAGCGUGGAGAAACGGAUGUUUUUGCAGGCUAGUAAAAACACCACAACACAUUCAUACAAGAAGAUUUCGUACAGGGCGUACAGCGUUAACGAAACCCUCCAAUAAACACAAUUGUAACCGUUUUAGGAAUAUUUCAGGAAGGCUUUUAGCGAUUGGAAUCAAUGAAUUGAACAAAAGAAAUUGCAAAACAGUAAUAUAAACUUGAGAUAAAGUUUUUCAACAAGGUGUUGAGAUCUAUCCUGUAACAAAAGUUGUUAGUUCUUGCUCAUAAUCCUGGCUGAUUUUGAUCUUAAGUACUCCAUAUUAACGAUAAAAACGUUCCUAUUAUCAUUCAUUGGUGUAAAAAUGUCGUAAUACGAUAAUUUUCAAUGAAUGUUAUUAUUUCAGGAAACCGGCGUGAAGGACUUCUGAAAGUGUACUCUGCAAUACCCUUUUUAAAUUCCCCGAAAGAUUUUUGAAGUUAGCUGAAGGCAACAUUUGUAGAAAUAUCGUAGGUUAACAUAUUGAUUUGUAAUCACGUGUUGAUUCGGGCGCAUGAAAGUGUGUUCCUAACUGAUUCUCGUUUCCUAGGGAAAAGGGAAAAUACGCCACUUUCCAUUGCGUAAUAUAAGAUGUUUAGGGUAACCCCUUCCCCCCCCCGCCCCGCCCCCCCAAAAAACAAUUCUGCUGACAUAAGCAUUGUUUUCGCUUUGUCUUGGGAUGACCGUAAUACCCAGGCGAAACUGAAAAUAUUACUUUUGCAAACUUUUGGUGGGUAGUUUAUUAUCCUGAUGGGCAAUGUGGAAGCAGCGGAUAACAGACAACCAUCUCGCCAUUGACAAAUUUUAUAUUCUGAUAAUAUGAUUUUGAAAGCUGUGAUUGAUUAACUGGCGCUCCCAUGUACACGAAUUUUCACCUUCUUGCUUUCAGACGCCUGACCAGCCCUUUGCGUGGGCUUUAAACUGCGAAUUGUGCGGCUUCCGACAACAAAAUUCGAAACAAAUUGGAACAAAAAGCGACCUUAACCACAAAAUCCGUUCGCGACUUUCUCGCGCGGGAACACGCCAUCCGCGCGGAAACGCGUCAUUGCGUGGUUCCCUGCUCUUCACGUUAUUGAGACGCCCGGCUGAGACGUGAUCUGGACUUAUUAACUCACCCUUCCUUUUAGAAAUGAUUGCUUCACCGUGCGCUGCGGACUGAUUGUUUGUGUCUUUUUAACUGGUUUUAUGGGUUUUCUCUCUUCAGUAGCCUGAUGUAAAAAUUCCUAAACUUUCCGGCCCCAGAAUAACAAACGGAAACGAUAACUUUUCUCUCGCAGCUUCAAAGGAAAAGCGCUUUUAUAUUAAUGACAAGCGUUUAAUUCCGGAUGUUGUAUCAUUUAUUCUUACAGCAGGGAGUUUUCCUCACGAAAGAUAACAUUUGAUUACUGACAUUGAGACGUGUUUAAAAUUUUCCUGUAGCAAAAAAAGUCAGAACCUUUCAGAAUGGUUUACCACCCGUUAGAAGAAAUGUUAAACCAAUAGUUGACUCUUAAAGUAAUUUAUAUUAAUCGCAAUUAGUAUGGAUGUUUAACUUGAAAAAUGAAACAGGAAUGUUCUAGAGCUUCAGUUUUUCCUCUUUUCUACCUGGCUUUUAAUCAACACCUCUAAAGAUAAAUGGGUGGACAUCAUUGUUGUUAGUAAUGCUAAAAGAUUUGAAGCUGCAGUUGUGUUGCACUUUUUGGGAAAAGUACAUAGAUAAAAUCAUUUGAUUGUGUCACGAAAAUCAUUUCUUGUUUUAAAUUGUGAUGAAAUGAAAUAACGAGUUUUUAACCUAUUUUACUUUGCCACUCCUUUGAAUGUUUUUCAGUAAACCGAACUUGUGUGAAAUUUUCAGAUUGUAAAAAUUAUUGAGUAGUUUUAAUGAGUAAGCUAAUCUGCCUUAUGGUUGAGAUGCGCACUUUUGUAGGUGAGAAUAAGAUUAGCAUUUUUAAUCUGGGUCCGUGAAUAUGUCGGAAAGGAAAUCACAGGGUGCCAAACACACCAAGAAACUUUCUUUUUUAAGACGGACAUUUUCCCUAGAAAGGACGCCUUGAGUUGUUCCAUGUUAGCCUGCGAGUGAUUUCUCCAUUUCCAAGCGAUUCGCGGGAAAACGCGCCAGUGAGCGGCAAAGCUCACGAUAUCCCCAUAUCAAGAAUUUGUUUGCAGGCUAGGUCCUUGUCUUCAGUCUAUCUCUUUCAUUCGCCAUAAGAAGAACUCUUUCUGCCGGUUUUAACGGAUUCCGUCUUGAUUCGUUUUUAGAGAUAUCUUGUAAAAAAAAACAGCUGGCUGAACACUCAGUUAAAUAAAUCAAAGAAGAAAAUAAAGUUGUGAGUAAUGCAAGUGCUUAAUUGUGGCUCAUCUAUAAUUUGGCAAGGAAGUUCUAAAGCUGUAACUUUGAUUUAAAGGGAGUCCAUUCAAAACUUGUGAGGCAUUGUAUCAUUGUAUGGCUAUGAUGCCUGUCCUUCCUUUAGUUUUAUUCGGCGUUUUACAAAAUGAGAUUUUGAAUCUGUAUUUGUCAUUUAUCAUAUCGCUAUGUCAUGUUAGGGUACGCCUAUUUAUAUUGGUUCCUCUUGCGUAUCGAUCUCUUUUUCUUUUUUAUUAAAUUGUUUGUUUUUAUAGGAAUCUCAUCAGGGCUUCACAAUUGUUGUGGGUUUUUGUCGUACUUUAUUAACAUUUGCGCCCACGUCUGUUAGUUCAGUGUUCAAUUUUUUUUUGUUGAGUCAGUUUUAAAAGUAUCGGUGUAUCCGAGGAAGGCAUUUCCUCUUAUUUUCUCAUAAAAUACGAGAUGUACGUUUUCACUCUGCCAUUUACUAAUUCUGGAAGUAAGCUACAGUUUUUAGUUCCCUAUGGCUGUUGUGGUUUCUUUGAUAUAAAGAGAUUCAAUGUUUGGAAAUUUAAUUAAGAAGGAAUGAGCUGUAAAACAAUUACACAAAACAGCUUUUUAGCCGCCUGCUGAGAACGAAUGAAUUGCUGUGUCAUGGUGGGUAGGUCUUGCAUGUCCAGCCUAAAUGUGUCUAGUUCAUCUAUGUUCAGUUGAGGUGUGUUAUAAUAUAAUUGGCAUUUUUCAACCCUGUUACGCUCAAUAAAACUAUCUUUGACGUAAGAAAAUUAAGUCCAAUAGGAUCGUGUGCGUGUGAAGAACCGUCUAUUAGAACAGUAGCUCAAUAGCUUUCAUUUAAUUUAUAGUUCUUUUCAUGAUUAAAUUUAGAUUCGCAACAAUGAAACCACUUUACUCAGUGAUUAAGCUUUAACUGCGAAAGAAGAAGAAAACUAGAAAGGAUUUGUGUGUUCUAUUCAUUGCACGAUAAUUAGUUUGUUUAUCUUUCCUUGCGAAGAGACCUUUCCCUUUCUGUCCACCAGAAAAACGUUUGAACCAUACAAUGCUUGGUUCAGUUCAGUUAUUGCAUUUCGUUUUCUUUUUACGCUCUGGUUUAUCACGCAGAGAUGCGCCUGAGGCUGUUGACGACAGUCAGCUCCACUAAACAAAUAUUGAAAUAAAAUACUUUGUACUAUAUUGUCGCAAUCACAGGGUAUCUUGAGACGUUAAACUGUGUUAAACAAAAUGGUUUCAUUGACAAGAUAUAGCUGGGGAAAAACCAAUAUAGGGUUGGGAGCCUGAGAUCUGUAAAAGGCCAAAAAGACGCCGCUGAACUGCAGGAAAUAGAGAGAUUAAGAUUUACGUUUACACCAAACGGCAGACGUGAAUUUUUACCACGUGACCAAGUUUCCCCCUUAUUUUCCUUUUACUCUUUAUUGCUUCCAUGCAAAAAUAAUUAUGCCAGUUUUAACCAUAGGAAUCGUUCGGGACUGUUUUUAUCUGCUUAUUUUCUUUUCUGAGAAAUUCUCAACUUGAGUCUGACGUUUGCCGUUUGCGGUAAAAGUGAAUCUUAAGAGAGAUUAAGAUUCACGUUUACGCUAAACGGCAAACGUGAAUUUGUACCACGUGACCAAGUUUUUCCCUGAGUUGUCGUUAACUGUUUAUUACUUCAACUAAAAAAUAAGCAGUUUCACGCCAGUUUUAUACAUAAGAAUUGUUCUGGGGAGUUUUUAUCUGCUUAUUUUCUAUUCUGAGAAAUUCUCAAUUUGAAUCUGACGUUUGCCGUUUGGCGUAAACUUGAAUCUUAAUCCCUCUAUUAUCUCUCUACUAACAUAUUUUUUAGGUCGUCAACACAAAUGAAAAAAAUUGAAAGAAAUUUACUUUCAAAAGUGCUAUUAAUCCUUUUCUGUCAGCGAAGAUUUAGCAAAUAACAGCCGCAUGUUAGUAGUAGAUGAUGUGGGGUUGGGACGGGAGUAGGAAGGAGGUGCAAACUUCUCAUGUCCUCCAGUCGAUUCGCGCCAAAUUUGGGAUCAGUGGGAUUCCUGUGGCAACGGGGAAAACGUACUACCAAGUUUUUGUCUUAAAAAAAGACUCCGUAAAAACCAGUAAAUUUGGAGAAUUAAAAACACGUUAGAAGUCGACGCUGAAGGGUUGCAAGUACGUUGUUGUGUUUAUUUGUUCUUGUAGAUGUGCUUACAUUUUAUUUCUUUUCAUUUUCCAGGUUAUUAUAAGCAAAAUGGAUAAGACUUGUAAGUGCCAUGGCGUAUCUGGCUCUUGCACUGUCAAAGUUUGCUGGAGAACUAUGCCCAAGAUGAAAGCAAUUGCCACCGAACUUCGACGGAAAUACGAACACGCCAUAAAAGUCAAGCUUAACAGGAACAAAACCAAGCUCACGAGGCUCUCUCGCGGGCGAAGAGGGCGAAAGUCGAAUAAACGAAACUCGAACCGACGACCUUCAUCGUCAAGUCUUGUAUACGCCGAGGACUCUCCGGACUUUUGCAAACCGGACUCUAGAUAUGGAAUUCUUGGAACGCACGGGCGGAGCUGCAACAAAACAUCGACUGGUACUGCAGGUUGUAGUCAAAUGUGUUGUGGUCGGGGAUACAACACUGUCAAUAGAUUGGAUGACGUCAAAUGUAACUGUCAGUUUAUUUGGUGCUGUCAUGUAAAAUGUGAUUGGUGCAAAAAGGAAUGGGUCCAGCAUACUUGCAAAGGAGACUGAAAGACACCAUCGUAGAAUUAAUCCAGAAUAAAUUAUCACACCACGUUCUACUUCAAGGUGACAAUCACGCAGAUUUGAAAGUAUUUAAUUUCUAGGGUUGAUUUUGUACUUCGUUGGCUGUGUUGGACACGCCACUAGAUGGGACAAUUGGUGAUGUUUACAAGCAGUAACUUAUGAUGUACUGUCGCUUAUGUUGAGACCCGAGAAUCCUGUUUUACUGUUCAUUCCUUUGAGGCAUCAGAUCUGGUGUAAUUGGGUACUAGAAAAUUGAGUGCUUUUCUCUAGUUGUAGAAACAGUAGUCUGAUUGGCCUUCCUCCCCUCCCCUUCAAGUAUUAACGCCCCUCUUACACCCCUUCCACCCGAACUUUCUUUUACUUAAGUUAAAUUCCAAGGGGGGGAAGGAUGGAGUGACGAGAAAACGAUGUACGUUAGAUUAUAGAGACAGUGACUCCACAGCCGUGAAGUGGUUAGCUUAGCUGAACAAUGUAUAUAUUUAUUGCAACAGUUGAAAACAAGGAAAACAACAGUAAGUGAAUGGUGCACUUUCCCAGCAAUGACACUAAAACCAUAUUUAUGGAAUUUUCGUACCUUGCUUGUGGACCGUUUAUUCUCUUUAUCAGAAUAUGUUGACUUUUUCCUUUCCUAUCCCUUAAGCUUAGGCUUAAGAAGAAAUUAUUCGAAUAUCAAGAGUCUUGCAAGUUCAUUUUCUUAAUUCUUAUAACCUUUUGAAUUAUCAAAGAAGUGAUAUUACAAGAAGAAAUUAGACGCUUAUGAGGACUUAGAUGUAAGCUACAGACAGGCGCCAGUUCGUAAAGAACAGAAACGCUCAAUUGAAUUCGUCCAAGAGACAGGGAAAUUUCUUUACUUAAAUGCCUGGCUAAACUGCAAAAUGUUGUUGCAGAAAUAGUGUUUCUUCUAAUCUGACUAAACUCUAAAAAAAAAAAAAAACUUGCGUCCAGGAAGCAAAAUUUGUAUCUUCAGCAUUUGUUUCUCGCUCUACUAAAUUUAGAAACUUUGGAGCAGCGUCUCCUAGUUUUGCCAGGCCUUAAGGCUCGUUGAUUAUUUGUUUCUGUUCCAUGACAAGAAAUCUCUGGCUUGGCCUCUCACUUUGAGCGUCACUAGAGUUUAAGCUUCAUGUAUACGGCAAACUGACGUCAGAUUCAAGUUGAGAAUUUCUCAAAAUAGAAAAUGAGCAGAUAAAAACAGCUCAAAGCAAUUCUUAUAAAAAAUUGCGUGAAACUACUAAUUUAGGGGUAGAAAUAAUGAGCAGUAAACGACAAGUAAAGAGGAAACUUGGUCACGAGGUGCAAAUUCGCGUUUGCCGUAUGACGUAAACGUGAUGCUUAACCUCUCUAUUGAAAGGGCCUUGACUCGGGUGUCUGGGUGUGUAUAAAAUUUCGCGCUUUGUGGUAGUUCUCCAUUUGAGACAUGAUAAGGAAAGUGGACCGAGUUAACUUUCGCAAAGAUGUCUGGGAUUGUUAUUAGGGACAAGUAAAAAAAAUUAGCCAAUAGCUGACCGGUGCGUCCCAGUGCCGAUCCCAGAAACCACUGCGAGACGCAUUUCGGCUUCAAUUCCCUUCUCGUUGCUUAUGUGGCGAGUUGCAACUAGAACAAAGCAAAUAACUGUUUAUUAUAUAUUUUUAUGCAUACAGAAUCUUCCUUAUUUAUAAAGAAUUGACACCUUAGUUAGAGGAGCAGUGUUUGAACACUUUGUAUUG